Messenger RNA from Myripristis murdjan (pinecone soldierfish), 3641 nucleotides. It is a transcript of the gene megf10, whose product is annotated as multiple EGF-like-domains 10. The transcript is spliced from 25 exons. Gene Ontology annotation, molecular function: scavenger receptor activity; protein binding. The coding region runs from base 144 to 3524 and encodes 1126 amino acids. NCBI's taxonomy places the organism in Eukaryota, Metazoa, Chordata, Actinopteri, Holocentriformes, Holocentridae. The record is from RefSeq and is a predicted model, not a curated record. Gene Ontology annotation, biological process: heterophilic cell-cell adhesion.
UUUGCGUUAUUUGAACAACCUAACUUGUUUAAUGAGGCUGCAUUUCGGAGAUUAUCCAGUUUUGCGGAGCGCACCAAAGGACGGAUCCAUGAGCCAAGGCACAAUCGUCAUUUUCUUAUAGAAAAGGUGUAGCUCUGACCAAGAUGGCCGUAUCACUGUGGUGCAGCAGGACAAUCCUAUUGGCUGUCGCCUUCUGUUUCCUGCCUUGCAUCACUUCCUCCCUCAACCUGGAGGAUCCCAACGUCUGCAGCCACUGGGAGAGCUACUCAGUCACAGUCCAGGAGUCGUACGCACAUCCCUACGAUCAGAUUUAUUACACGAGCUGCACAGACAUCCUCAACUGGUUCAAGUGCACCAGACACAGAGUGAGCUACCGGACAGCCUAUCGCAGAGGAGAGAAGACCAUGUACCGCCGAAAGUCCCAGUGCUGCCCGGGUUUCUAUGAGAGUGGAGAGAUGUGUGUUCCUUACUGUGAAGAGAAGUGUGUUCACGGCCGUUGUGUGGCCCCCAACACCUGCCAGUGUGAGCCGGGGUGGGGAGGGCCUGACUGCUCCAGUGCGUGUGACAGUUCCCACUGGGGUCCCCACUGCAGUAACCGCUGCCAGUGCCAGAACGGCGCCCUGUGUAACCCCAUCACCGGUGCCUGUAUUUGCAACCCGGGCUACAGAAGCUGGCGCUGCGAGGCCCAGUGCGAUGCGGGCACCUACGGGAACGGAUGCCAGCAGAAAUGCCAGUGCCAGAACGGUGCCGCCUGUCACCAUGUGACCGGAGAGUGCAAGUGCUCACCAGGAUACACUGGUGCCUUCUGUGAGGACCUGUGUCCACCCGGGAAACACGGGCAGCAGUGUGAGGAGAGAUGCCCGUGUCAGAACGGAGGAGUGUGUCACCAUGUCACUGGAGAGUGCUCGUGUCCUGCAGGAUGGAUGGGAACAGUGUGUGGCCAGCCGUGUCCAGAGGGACGUUUUGGACGAAACUGUUCCCAGGAGUGUCAGUGUCACAACGAGGGCGUUUGUGUCUCGUCGACCGGACAAUGUCUCUGCAGCCCUGGAUACACCGGAGAGAGGUGCCAGGAUGAGUGCCCAGUCGGUACUUAUGGUGUUGGCUGUGCGCAGACGUGUCGCUGUGUGAACAAUGCCAAAUGCUACCACGUCAGCGGGAUGUGUCUCUGCGACCCAGGCUACACCGGCGAGAUAUGCGAGGUCCGGCUGUGUCCCGAGGGCCACUACGGCCUUAAAUGUGACAAGAAGUGCCCGUGCUCUGCCCAGAACACACGCAGCUGCCACCCGAUGUCAGGGGAGUGCACUUGUCAGCCCGGUUGGUCAGGCCUCUACUGCAACGAGACGUGCACCCCGGGGUUUUUCGGCGAGGCUUGCCAGCAGGUUUGCCAGUGCCAGAAUGGUGCCGACUGCCACAGUGUGACGGGAGAGUGUAUCUGUGCACCGGGGUUCAAGGGCUCCAACUGUUCAGUCCCCUGCCCGGUGGGAACACACGGCAUUAACUGCUCUUCCACCUGUAACUGCAAGAAUGGAGCUCAUUGUUCACCAGUGGAUGGAUCCUGCUCCUGUAAAGCAGGUUGGCAUGGAGUAGAUUGCUCCAUCAAUUGCCCCAGUGGCUCCUGGGGUUUGGGCUGCAACCUCACUUGUAUGUGUGGAAAUGGAGGUGCCUGCAAUGCCCUGGAUGGAGAGUGUACCUGUGCCCCUGGCUGGAGAGGCGAGAGAUGUGACCUCCAGUGCCAGGAUGGGACCUAUGGCAUGGACUGCAAAGAGCGCUGCGACUGUAGUCAUGCUGAUGGAUGCCACCCGUCGACUGGCCACUGCCGCUGCCUGGCUGGAUGGACUGGUAUUCACUGUGACAGUGUGUGUGCAGAAGGCCGCUGGGGCCCAAACUGUUCACUUCCCUGUAACUGUAAGAACGGAGCAUCCUGCUCUCCAGAUGAAGGCACGUGUGAAUGUGCUCCGGGAUACAGAGGCACAACCUGCCAGAGGAUCUGUUCUCCAGGUUAUUUUGGCCAUCGCUGCAGUCAGGCCUGCCCCCAAUGUGUCCACAGCAAUGGACCCUGUCACCAUGUAACAGGACAGUGUGACUGUCUGCCGGGGUUCAAGGGGGCGCUAUGCAACGAGGUUUGUCCCAGUGGCCGUUUUGGUAAGAACUGUGCCUGGAGCUGCAGCUGCACCAACAAUGGAACCUGCAACCCCAUCGACGGAUCGUGUCAAUGUUAUCCAGGAUGGAUCGGCAGUGACUGCUCCCAGCCUUGUCCGCCUGGUCAGUGGGGGCCAAACUGCAUCCACACGUGUAACUGUCACAACGGAGCUUACUGCAGCGCUUAUGACGGGGAGUGCAAGUGUACGCCAGGCUGGACCGGCCUGUACUGCACACAGCGCUGUCCUUUGGGUUUCUAUGGUAAGGACUGCUCGCAGACCUGUCAGUGCAGGAAUGGAGCCGACUGCGACCACAUCUCAGGACAGUGCACCUGUCGCACCGGCUUCAUGGGACGCCACUGCGAACUGAAGUGUCCUAGUGGUUCAUAUGGUUACGGCUGCCGUCAGGUGUGCGACUGUCUAAAUAACUCUACCUGUGAUCAUAUGACUGGUACAUGUUACUGCAACCCUGGCUGGAAGGGAGCUCGCUGCGAUCAAGCCGGCCUGGUGGUGGUGGGAAACCUCAACAGUCUGACCAGUGCAGCCUUGCCAGUGGACACCUACCAGAUCGGUGCCAUUGCAGGCAUCAUUGUGCUGGUGCUGCUGGUGCUCUUCCUCCUCCUCCUCUUCAUCAUCUACAGGAAGAAGCAGAAGGGCAAAGAGCCCACCAUGCCCGCUGUAACCUACACCCCUGCUAUGCGGGUCGCCGCUGAUUACACCAUCGCUGAUGCUCACCCACCAGCGUGCGAAGGACAUCCCAGCAACUACUUCUCCAACCCCAGCUACCACACUCUGACUCAGUGCGUCAGCCCCCCACAUGUCAACAGUCUUCCAUAUGCAAAGGCCAAGAACAACCAGCUGUUUGUGAACUUGAAGAACGCGGACCAGAGAAAGAGAUCUCCCAUGGCCGAUCACACCGGCACGCUGCCUGCAGACUGGAAACAAGGAGACUGCUUCAAUGAACUGGGAGCCUAUGGAGUUGACAGCAGAUACAUGGGCAAAUCGUUACGAGAUCUGGUGAAGGGAACGCCCUAUCAUGUCAGUUCCUGCUCCCUCAACAGCUCUGAAAACCCCUACGCCACCAUCAAGGACCCUCCCCUGCUCACACCCAAAAACACAGAGUGCGGCUACGUGGAAAUGAAGUCGCCGGCCAGACGGGAUUCACCGUACGCUGAGAUCAACAACACCAGCCCGACCAACAAGAAUGUCUACGAAGUUGAGCCCACUGUUAGCACCAUCCACCCCAGUGGGAGCAGCAAUGGCCAUGUGCCGUUCGGCCAGGACCCGUAUGAUCUACCAAAAAACAGCCACAUCCCCUGCCACUACGACCUCCUGCCGGCCAGAGAAAGUCCAACCUCAGACCACAGCGAGCUGGACAGCAAAUGAUCUUACAAAGACUCAGUAGAGACCAGGCCUCGCCUCGGACCUCCAGCUCCAGGAACCGAUGGCCGACAAACACAGGCACUCUUUACACUCACCUGCUACAUACUAGUAAUUGUUUUG